Papaver somniferum (opium poppy) is the source of this 1026-nucleotide messenger RNA. RefSeq lists its product as uncharacterized. The record is from RefSeq and is a predicted model, not a curated record. The coding region runs from base 1 to 1026 and encodes 341 amino acids. Gene Ontology annotation, molecular function: nucleic acid binding; RNA-DNA hybrid ribonuclease activity. NCBI's taxonomy places the organism in Eukaryota, Viridiplantae, Streptophyta, Magnoliopsida, Ranunculales, Papaveraceae. The transcript is spliced from 2 exons.
AUGUAUGUACCUGACACAGGGGAUGACUAUCUAGUCUGGAAACCAGAUAGAAGAGGUAAGUUUUCUGUGAAAAGUGCAUAUAAUGCAAUAUGUAUUAAUCAUGUUAACAAUGCUAUAAUUGGAGACUAUAUUCCUAUAGAGGUUUGGAAAAAACUCUGGCACACUAGAGUUCCACAUAGGGUGCAACUUUUCAUUUGGAAAUGCUUGAGAGAUAUUGUACCUGUUAGAGGAAAAUUAGCUGUUUAUAAACCUGAUAUUGAUGCACAGUGUAGUCUUUGUACUCAUGGUACUGAAACUCUUAGUCAUCUCCUUGUUGAAUGUACCUAUGCUAGAUCUAUUUGGAAUUCCUUAAAUGUCAACAUCUCAGAUGUUAUUCAAAACUUUGAAUCUCUUCAGGAUGUAAAACCUAAUAUGCAUAGUACUCUUUCAAGAAUUUAUAAUCUCAUAAAACAAUGUGAAUUUAAUACUAAUUCUUCUAGUAUUAAUAGAAACAGGUGUAUCCUUCCUAAGGUUUGGUUUUCACCAGAUACAGGUUAUAUAAAAGUUAAUAUUGAUGCACCUUAUGUUUAUGAAACAAGAAAAGGUAGUAUUGGUCUAAUAGUUCGUGAUCAUGCAGGGUAUGCGCUUGCAGUAAAAGGCUUUAGCUUGGAGGAAGAAAUGGAAGCUGAGGUUGGAGCAGAACAUUUUGAAUGCAAAGCACUGAUCAAAGCUGUAGAAUGGAUAGAAGAACAUGGUUUCAAUAAAGGGAUUGUGGAGACUGAUUGCAAAAAUUUGGUGAACUCGAUACACAAUGAAGAUCCACAAGUGCAUUGGUUCAAUCAUCAUCUUUUUCUUUCGGUUAGAAACAAGUUUUUAAACAAUGAGUUUUGGUUUCGCAAACUAGUUAAUAGAUUAAGUAAUAGUAUAGCUCAUGAAUUAGCAAGAAAAGCUAGACUUAAAGCUAAUAAUUUCUCCUUUUCUUUUAAUUACCUUCCUGACAUUGUUAAAUGGAUCGAGGAUGAUGAUGUACUCUCUAGAAGAAUUUGA